GCUUAGAGGGAGUGUUAUGUCCCACCCAGCAGAUGAAGCACAACAUGGCCACAGAAACUUUCCCAGUCAUCCAGCAAAUAGGCAGGAGUACCGAUGCCAAUAGUGCAGAUCUAUGGAAUGCCAUGCAUCACCCAGACCUGGAAUUAGCUGCCACCUGCCUGCUGAGAGAUCAGUAUGGCAAGACUUUGGAGUUUGGGGACUUAUACAGAGAUAGUACAGCCAUCAUAAUAUUCGUGCGGAAUUUCCUCUGCUACACAUGUAAAGAAUAUGUGGAAGAUUUGGCUAAGGUUCCAAAAAGCUAUCUAAAGGCCGCAGGUGUCAGACUUAUAGUUAUUGGGCAGUCAUCCUAUCAACAUAUACAGCAAUUUUGUUCCUUAACCAAAUUCAGUCAUGAAAUCUAUGUUGAUACUGGCAGAGAGAUCUAUUGCAAACUGGGCAUGAAAAAAGGAGAGUCUUCUAGUUCUUCAGCAGGAAGCCCCCAUGUGAAAUCAAACAUGAUCACUGGAAGUGUCAAAAGCAUUUGGAGAGCAAUGAAAAGCCCUGCAUUUGAUUUUCAAGGGGAUCCGGCGCAGCAAGGUGGAGCACUAAUAGUAGGACCAGGUAACAGAGUCCAUUUCCUGCAUCGAGAUUUGAACAGAUACGAUCAUGUGCCUAUAAGUUCCUUGCUUCAAUAUGCAGGGGUGCAAACAGUCCAUUUUGGAGAAAAGCCACAAAUACUAGAAGUAUGAAGUUAAAUGGAAGACCCUGUGUUAUAAAGAGUAAACUAUAUUUUUAUUGCAGCUUCUUUCCAAAGCUAUUUGACAUAAGAUAAAUAAAUGUACUUUUCUAUUAUG
Molecule: messenger RNA, 833 nt
Organism: Hyla sarda
Lineage: Eukaryota; Metazoa; Chordata; Amphibia; Anura; Hylidae
Gene: PRXL2C
Product: peroxiredoxin like 2C
Exons: 6
Coding region: 33-728 (231 amino acids)
Source: RefSeq, a predicted model, not a curated record